AUGGAGCCCGCAGAUGACGGCCUGGCCCAAGGCCAUGGAGCUGUAUUGGAACAAGGAGAAGGAGAAGGCGACAUGUCACCAGGACUGCGUCGAGACGUGGCCAUGGGGCGAACCGCCAGCUUGCCCUCCGCUCCAGCGCAGCGCGGCGCCGGCGUCGGCCCGCCCAGCUCGGCCGAGGAGGCGCGACUUCUGGCCGCGGUGGAGUCCGGCAGCCUGGACAAGGCGAUCCUCGCCCUGGAGGAGCGGCGGCUGAGGCUCCUCUGGGAGCGGCUGCCCGACCGCGUGGUGCUGCUGCGCCACGGCGAGUCCGAGGGGAAUGUUAACAAGGUGCUCUACACCAACAAGGGCGACAGCCUGCUCGAGCUGACCCCGCGGGGCCUGCAGCAGUCCAGGGAGGCGGCCGAGCGGCUGCGGGGCAUCGUGGGCACGAAGCCCAUCUUCGUCUGCUUGUCCCCCUUCGAGCGGACGCAGCAGACCCUGCUGGGCAUGUACAGCGGCGGCCUGCCAGAAGAGCAGGUGAUGGCGGUCCACGUCGAAGUCCAGAUUCGGGAGCAGGAGUUUGGCAAUUUUCAGGAGAUCGGGCUGAACGCGAAGGUGAGGGCCGAGGAGAAGCGCGUCGGACGCUUCUACUAUCGGCGCCCGAACGCCGAGAGCUCGGCCGACGUGCUUGACCGCGUGUCCCAGUUCUGGGAGAAGCUCCUGUCCGACGGCAACGACGCGUUGCUGCUGGGGCGCGGCGUUGACUACGGCACGUGCCUCGUGGUCACCCACGGGCUGACCAUCCGGCUGCUGUUGAUGAGGAUCCUGAACUGGUCGGUGGAGACCUUCCAGACGGUGUGGAACGUAGGGAACUGCCACCACUUCACCCUGCGGAAGGACGUCGCGUCGCGCUGCUACCGGCUGUGCGACCACGAGUCCUACCCGCCGCGGCGGCCGUGGGCCACCCGGCCAGUGUGGGUGGUGCUCAGGUCGCUGAGAGCCACGGAGGAGACGGAGAGAAAGCUCGCGAGGUUGGAGCGCUUCUACAACUCCGCGGAGGGCCGCGACCUGAUAGACACUGUGCACAGCGAGGCGGAGGGCGGCAACCCGGGGGCCUCCUGGACCGAGCUGGACCGCGCCAUCGACGAGCUGCAGAACAAGCAGCUCCGGGAGCGCUCGCGGUGCUACACGGUCGUCGACUAUUUGGGCAUACCCAUGCCGAGGACCCUGCAUACCAGCGAGGUCCUGGCUCGGCUCGUGCCGGGCCACGACCUGCGGGGCACGCCGGACGAGAUCAUGGCGAAGGCGCAGGCGCCAGAGAUGGAGGGCGGGCCGCUCGCCCCUGGAGAGGUGGAGUUCAUCGACUGGUGGGGGGACCUGGUCAGCUACCGCGGCAAGAUGCUCCGCACUAAGAGCGGGGCGGAGCAGCGGGAGCAAUGCAACAAGGGGUGCCUGGACAAUGGUGGUCAGGAGGACAUUGCCAGCGGCGCCGACCAGCUCACCCGCUACGCCCGGUCCAUGUCCAAGUACCGAGAGAAUUGGUGA
Molecule: messenger RNA, 1524 nt
Organism: Prorocentrum cordatum
Lineage: Eukaryota; Dinophyceae; Prorocentrales; Prorocentraceae
Source: the annotation of a GenBank genome assembly